Symbiodinium sp. CCMP2592 is the source of this 882-nucleotide messenger RNA. The record is from the annotation of a GenBank genome assembly. Lineage: Eukaryota; Dinophyceae; Suessiales; Symbiodiniaceae.
AUGGCCGAGCUGCAGAGAGUGAAGACGGAGGUGGACAGCGAAACUGCCGCAGAGGACCCCAGUGCGAUACUGGAGCUUUGCCAAAAGGCAGAAGCUUUUAAGAAGAAGGGCAACGAUCGCUUGAAGGACAACACGAAGUCCGCGGCGAGGGAAGCCUUGGAAUUGUUUACCAGCGGCUUGGAAGUGCGCUGCAGCGACCCGAAGCUGAAUGCGCAGCUUUUCAGCAAUCGUGCCCACGUGCGGCUGCUCCUGCGGCAGUUCGUGGAAGCGGUGGACGAUUGCCGAAGAGCCAUAGAGCAGGAUCCGAAGAACAUCAAGGCGUACUGGCGCGCGGCCAGGGCGUCGCUUCACUUGGACCUCUGCCGGAAUGGCAUCGACUUCUGCGAGGCGGGGCUGAAGCAGGCGCCCGGAGACUCGGAUCUCGUGAAGCUCCGGGACUCCUGCGCCGAGAAGUUGGCGGGGCAGCAGCAGAGGCGAGCUGAGGCCCGUUCGGUUGCCAACCGUGAUUUCAACGCAGACGAAGCCAUGGCUGUCCAGGAGAAGGUCUCCGGAUUGAGCGAACAGCUGGCCAGACUUCAGGCGUCCUUCGCGAGCAAGCAGCGUCAGCGAGUUCGGCUGGAGCUCACGCAGCAGACAGUCACUUCCACGCCGGAGGAUACCAAUCUCUACCGUGGGGUGGGCCGCUGCUUUCUGCUGGGUGACCGGCAGCCAAUUCUAGACGAGAUGAAGCAGACAAUGGACAGCAUAGAUGAGGAGCUGCCAAAGAUGCAGAAGGCCAGUCAGGAGUUGGAGAAGCGCAAAGACGACGCUGAGAAGGAGCUGCGCGAGAUGAUUUCCGUGUUCCAGAAGCAGGCAGAACGUUCUGCCGCUACAGCCGCCUGA